AUGUCGUCCCAGGGGGAUCGCAAGUGGCGGCGCCGCGAUCCGAGCGUAGACGACCGGAAGAGGAAGCGCGAUGACAAGAAGGAGAAGAAGGAGAAGGACCGGCGGGACGACCGCCGGGACGACCGGCGAGAUGACCGCCGGGAUGAUCGCCGGGACCGGGACGACCGACGGGAUGAUCGCCGCGAGGAUCGCCGGGAGACAGAGCGCAACCGGGAGAAGAACGACGACCGUCGGAGACGCGUCGACCGGUCGCCCGAGCCGCCGAAAUCGCCGCCCCCGUCUCCUCCGGCCAAGGUGGCCAAGCCGGCCAUAAACUGGCGGGAAGAAGCCGGGGAAGCCGAAGAUCUGCGCGACAACUCCGACGACGAGGAGGCGGCCGCCAGAAGAUUGGAAGAGAGCCGAAAGCGCAGGGCAGCGCUGAUGGCCCAAGCGAAAGAGGAGAAGAAAGAGGAGAAGAACGAGGAGGCGCCAGCGACAGCGCCGCCCGCAGAGGCAGCGCCUGCUGCUCCGGAGGCGGACAAGGCCGAAGGGGGUGGCGCCGACACGGCAGAU
Symbiodinium sp. CCMP2456 is the source of this 552-nucleotide messenger RNA. NCBI's taxonomy places the organism in Eukaryota, Dinophyceae, Suessiales, Symbiodiniaceae. The record is from the annotation of a GenBank genome assembly.